UCCUCCCUGUUAAAAAAAAUCAAGAUGUGAUAAGUUUUAAGAAUAGGACCCUGACAGCUUCCGAACAGAUUUCCGUGGUGGACUUAACUUCUCCACAGAGGUGAGCAUGGAUGAAGACGGUGGUCUGUCAGUAGGCUGUGGCAAUGGCAAGCUGAGGCAGUGGCUGAUUGAUCAGAUCGACAGCGGGCGAUAUCCUGGUCUGGUUUGGGAAAACGAUGAGAAGAGCAUCUUUAGGAUUCCGUGGAAACAUGCAGGGAAGCAAGACUACAACAGGGAAGAGGAUGCUGCUCUCUUCAAGGCAUGGGCGAUGUUUAAGGGAAAAUUCAAAGAAGGUGUCGAUAAGCCAGACCCCCCCACGUGGAAAACCAGACUACGCUGUGCUCUCAAUAAAAGCAACGACUUUGAUGAAAUAGUGGAGCGAAGCCAACUGGACAUCUCAGAACCGUACAAAGUUUACAGAAUCAUCCAAGAGGGAACCAAAAAAGGAAUGAAAAUAAGUCGUAUGGAUGAGAUGCAACCCCAUGGCCUUGGAUAUAUUCCUUCAUACACAUCACUGCACAACCAGGUUCCAGGCUUUGUUGUCUCUCAGGAGAGGAGGGACUGGAGGGAUUAUCACACACCACCAGAGCAACAAUCUCUUUCUAAUGCUUAUCAUGGCCAGCUUGCCGACCUGCAGUACGGCCAGUGCCACUACCAGUCGUCCAUCAGCCGGGUUUGGCCCGGCUCUCACACAGAAAACGGCUUCCAGCUCUCAUUCCACACCUACCUUUCUGACUCUCAACCAUCCACGUAUGCAGUGGAUCACAAUAAUGCCAUAACAGAUUUCAGCCUGCAUGUGUCCCUAUACUACAGAGACUCUCUGGUGAAAGAAGUUACCAUCACCAGCCCAGAAGGUUGCCAAAUCACCUCUUCUUCUGCUUCUUCUCCAUCCUCCUCAUCCUCUUCUUCUCCAUGUCAAGAUGACAAGAUUCACAGUGGUGCAGAAGUUGUCCUUUUUCCAUCCCCUUACCCCGAGUCUCAAAGACAAGGUGCUGACAUGCUUCCUAACAUACUGGAGAAAGGCGUGCUCGUCUGGAUGACGGCUGAUGGCCUGUAUGCUAAGCGCCUGUGCCAGAGUCGAGUGUACUGGGAAGGACCUCUGGCUCCAUUUAUGGAUAAACCCAACAAGCUGGAGAAGGAUCAAGCAUGCAAACUCUUCGACAUCCAUCAAUUUCUUGUUGACCUGCAAGAUUUUGCCCAUAAUGGUCGUCGUUCACCCCGAUACCAGGUGGUUUUAUGUUUUGGAGAUGAAUAUCCUGAUCCACAACGUCAGAGUAAGCUGAUCACAGCACAGGUGGAGCCUGUGUUUGCUAAGAAGCUGGUGUACUAUUACCAACAGAACACUGGUCACUACCUGCGGCCUUAUGAUCAUGUCCAGGAGCAAAACACCCCUCCACCAAUGGACUAUGCUUCUCAGAAACCUCUACAGCAUAUUCAGGAGUAAAAGCAAACACAAGCAGAAGAUUAUGACUGUGACUUCCAAGUUGUGACCUUCCACAAUGCCUUGUAACUUCAGGUUUGUAAAUUGCUGCACAGAGGGGUAGAAAUGGGGAAGACCCUGUCAGGUUCUCAGGCACACCUACAGGUAUGCAUUGUAGUUUUUGUUUCUGUGGCUGUGGAGUAAGAUGUUUUUUUGUUUUGUUUAGUUUUUCUUCUGCAAAUAUUAUUGUGACAGAGUGAAGGAUGCGGUUUGAGGUCAGGGGAGAUGAGGGGAGCGAAGGGCACACAGACAGGAAGUACUAAAACAGGUGCACAGGAAGAAUGGCCCCUGAGACAAACGCUGAUAUUACAAUGAGAAAAACCUGCAUGAAUGAAUGCUUUUUUUAUUUGCAGACACCAGAAUUAAAGCGUAACACUUGCACAGAGUUAAGUGGGACCUUGGACCAUCAGCAAUUUUCCAUUUUGAAACAGCUCAUUCUAUGGUUCACAUACUUUAUAAUCUACAAUACUUGACAUGCAAAACACACAUUGUAGUUUUCUACAAACUCAUCACAAUUCUGUCACUCUUUUAUGUGAAAUAUUAUAUAGUUCUCCUUCAAGUCUUGUAAUAAAUAUUCAUAAAAGACACUCUAAUUCAGAAGCUCAAUUUGUUUGAAACACGUGAUCAUGGUGCUGCUAAAUAUUUCUUUGCUCACAAACAGUUUGACAAUUUGUUAUCUGAGGGGUAAUCUGUGGUUCUAACGCUAGCCAAGAGGCACGUUAACUGGAAAUCUACACUCAUCCUGUAACUUACAGGGAAUUGAUACCUGUUCCUCUUCACCUGAAACUAGUGGCCUCACAAGUGGGAAGAAAAACUAUGGUCAGUGUGCAGAUUUACACUAAAAGGAGUCUCCAUGCAUGCAGCUGUUCUUGUUGAGGCUUAUAUUCUAUGUAAUGCCCUGCAAAAACUAGUCAGAGGUACACACACACACACACACACACACACACACACACACACACACACACACACACACACACACACACACACACACACACACACAG
Nothobranchius furzeri (turquoise killifish) is the source of this 2520-nucleotide messenger RNA. RefSeq names its product interferon regulatory factor 4a (gene irf4a). Lineage: Eukaryota; Metazoa; Chordata; Actinopteri; Cyprinodontiformes; Nothobranchiidae. Gene Ontology annotation, molecular function: RNA polymerase II cis-regulatory region sequence-specific DNA binding; DNA-binding transcription factor activity, RNA polymerase II-specific; protein binding. Gene Ontology annotation, cellular component: nucleus. Gene Ontology annotation, biological process: immune system process; regulation of transcription by RNA polymerase II. The record is from RefSeq and is a predicted model, not a curated record.